AUGGCGGCUGGUCUAGGACAGGUGAUAUCUUGGUACAUCUGUACUGCUGUCGCCGUCGUUUUCGCCGGCGGCCGACAAUUGAAUCAAUGGCGAAGGUUCAGAAAAUUCACCAUCGAGGAUGGGUGCCUCAUGUUGGCAUCAUGUUGCCUCGUUGCGGAUCUGAUCAUUCAGCAGUACAUGUGGAACAGGGGCAUGGCUGACAUGUCGAAUGCAACUCGCGAUGAUUUCAUUGCCAUUAUGCAGAUGAUUGUUCCAGGAUCAAUUUUUUAUGUCACGUCGCUAUGGGCAGUCAAAUUCGCGCUUACGCUCCUCUAUAAGAAGAUCGCAGCACCUGGAACGAAAAUACAAAUAGUUUUCAACAUUAUGCUCGGAUUUCUUGCAGCUACCUGGCUCGUUAUCUUCUUCCACAUCAUAUUUCAGUGUUACCCUCAUGAUAAAAGGUGGUCGCUAGACCCAGAAUACCAAUGUAGCCAAGAAUCUGCAACUGUCAACUACUGGAUUACAAUCCUCACAAACAUAUUCGCCGACGUUAUCAUCAUAUGUCUUCCGGUUUCAAUGGUCUUGAAACUUCAAAUGAAACUCAAGCAGAAGCUUGGUGUAUUAGCGAUUUUUGCACUCGGCAUCUUCGUGGUCAUAUCAAGCAUCGUCCGAGCUUACUACUCCAAGCGCAAUGAAACUAUGUUGACCUGCACAGUGUCCAUGGUUGAGACAUCCAUAGCAAUCGUCGCUGCUAGUCUUCCGGCGCUUCGCUCCCUCGUCCUCGGACGCUCCUCACAAGCGGCUAACAGUUACUAUGGGGGCCAUUACGAGCUUCCCUCCGCGAAUCGGCAAGCACAAAGUCGAAUCGUCACAAAUAUAGUGGGGGGUUCCCGUCGGGGGCAGAACGACUCGGAAGACGAGCUCGUGAAGGAGAAUAGGUCUGCAGUUUCAGGGGAAAGAGGAAAAUCGAUAGACUCCAAUAGUGGGAUUCGGGUCAAUACUACGUUGCAGAUGGAGCACGGGCCCGGACAGGCGAAGUUUAGGGCUACAUAG
Neoarthrinium moseri is the source of this 1032-nucleotide messenger RNA. RefSeq lists its product as uncharacterized. The transcript has 8 exons. Lineage: Eukaryota; Fungi; Ascomycota; Sordariomycetes; Amphisphaeriales; Apiosporaceae. The coding region runs from base 1 to 1032 and encodes 343 amino acids. The record is from RefSeq and is a predicted model, not a curated record.